UCACAGCUUUUCCUAUUAUCGGCACCAAGGCGGCUCCGGCUUCGUGUGAGAGGCUGGAUGCUUUCAGCGUGGAGUCACGUCCCACGGGGGGCGUUGGAUGUUGCUCCAGCGUGAGGAAUGUCUGCAAUGCUGAGGGCGUGUGUGGGGUCUGCGUGUCCCUCCGUGGGACCGCGUAGGAGCUCAGGACCAGGGAUGGAGGGCCGCUGCUACAGCACGCGUUACACGUGGAGGCACCGCAUCAGGAGGCGAGGGCAGACGUGGGGAUGGAGGCGCGGCGCCGGCCCACAGAGAAAUGAGUCGACUGAUGAUUUCAUGUUUUUCCAGCAGGCACUAACUACACAGAAGGCUACAUAAGAAUAGUGGUGUCGUUAGGACUAGUGCAUCAGAUCCAAACUAGUUCAUAGUCAAUCAAUAGUUUCUACUGGUCAAUGUCAGAUACAGCUUCCUGCAGCCGAGCUGAUCACACUCACUGGCCUCAGUGCGACAUAAAAGAAAGAAAGACGUUCUUAUCUACUGUCUAAUGUGUCUGGCUCCGCUCCGUUUCCUUUGAACAAGGUAUCAUCAGGGUGUCUGUCAUUGGCCGCGGUAAAAAAGGACGAGCUCUGUUCAUGCGCCGCCACACAGAGGAAAUGCAGCGGUCAGCUGUGCAGAAGCACUGGUACGUGCAAAAGUGACAGAGGGACCGGGCCAAGGAACACAUUCAGGUCAAAGGUCGGGGAUGCUAAAAGCAAGACGAGGGACUGAGGCUCCGCUGGGAGCUUUUACGGAGCGCUAUGAAUCAUAAUUAAGGACAGUGUGCGAGCAGAAGCAGGGGGUCGAGGUGCUUCACAACAAGAAUAGGAAAAUGACUUAAAGUCCAUCUUCAGCAGAGCUUCCCGUCUGCAUUAUGGGCAAACUCCUCUAGGAACCAGUGGCAAAGUCCAGUUUUGUAUUUAAAACCUAAUACUUUUCUUUCCUUGUGGACCUGUGGUUCAUUUUAAGAUAAGGAUUUUGCAUAACACAUAAUCAGCUUGUGAAGCGUCUGAUGGUUUCAGCCUCUGGAGCAGUAGCUGUAGUUGGGCCUUGAGUUUUUGGGAGAGUGCAGAUAGAGCUGGAUCUCCAGCUGUUUACGUGACUGCUCACCAACAAGCACAGACGGAGGGAGGCGCUUAAAAAUAAACCACGUUUUCAGAUAAGGUUUUUCGUGUUUUCCUCCUUCUACAUUGUUUAGUAGCGUAGAGGAAACCUAAUCUCCCACCUCCCUCAAAUUCAUCUUGUGACCUUUUUGAGGUUUCCCACUCGUGGUUCAGAGAUGACUAAACCUAACGACAUACACGCUUAUAAAGUAUGUGAGUUAAGUCUGAGCCUGUACAUGUAGCGAUACCCUCACUUUAAUGAGCUCAGGGCUCAGAAUUGUGCAUCCUGCACCACUGCUGCUGCUGCUGGUGCUUUCAAAUAGAACAAAACCCAGAUGAGCAAGUAAUAAAAAUUAGAAACAUCCAAAAUAACGCUUGUCAUUUCCCCCACAAUGCAAUAACACUGCACACUAUAAUAGGCUACAUCCUCCUUAAACAUUGACAUUUAUAGUCAUUUCCCUCUUAAUGGUCAAUCUUCCUCAUUUAAACAUAUUUCUUUUUAGCUGCACGUCUAUUCUUUUUAGCUUGCAGUAAAGCUGCAAAUCCGCUUACAGGUUCAUAACAUAAUAUUAGUAACAAUUAUACAAUAGUAAUAGCUGGAGGUUCAUAUAAAAAAAAAACGAACUAAGAAGUAGCUUUCACUUGGCGCUGUUGACGGCGCAGCAGGUGUCGACAGAUUCGAUCUGACCCGUUCACCGACCACAGUGGUUUCACACUGAUCUCACGUCGCCUCGUUUCACACCGGCCCAUUGUCAGGUGCUGAACAGUGAGUGCACUGUGAGAGGCGCUCGGGCCCCGACUUCCUUGCGGGUUUUUUUUCUCUUUUUGCAUAUUUACUGUAAAUGCCAGUGUGGCGCGCGCUGAUGGAGCGCACGCGGUUCCUCGCAGCACGCGCCGCUGCGCAGCGUGGGAGCGUUUGCAUGUUUGUGUGUUUAUGACGGCGCCCUGUACAAUGUCACAUGUGUGCUACGGUGACAACUUCCUCGUCAACACGCUGAAGGUACUUUCUAUGACAUGCAAAGCACGCGCGGCUGAUUUCCACAGACACAGAUGGACACCUUUGUUGCACAGGCUGGUUGCUCAUGGCGGCGUCUGCAGACGAAUGCACCACAGCCAUGGGACGUGACGCGACCUUGACUUGACCUUGUCCUCUCUCCCGCUGCAGGCUGCGGGCUGUUUGGGACUCCAUCUUGAUCUGUGGGAUGCUGCGGAGGACGGGCUAGGGGCCCGGGUCACAGCGUGAACCCCCCCCCCCCACCCCCCCUCAACGGACAGGAUGGACGCUCGCCCUCGCUCCUCGCCGCGCCGCCAGCGCCUUCCCUGAGACGAGCUUCCCGCUGCUGCACGGAGGCGCCUGCUCCGGCCCCACGGACUAAGAUGAACUUUACCAACUGCACCUACAGUGCAGAGCUGCAGACGUACCGGCACCAGGUGUACGCGGCGGUGUACAGCGUGAUCCUGGCGCCCGGCCUGCUGUGCAACGUGCUGGCGCUGUGGGUGUUCAGGGUCUACGUCAGAGAAACCAAGAAGGCCGUGGUGUUCAUGAUGAACCUGGCUGUGGCCGACCUGCUGCAGGUGCUCUCCCUGCCUCUGCGGAUCUACUACUACCUGAACGACACGUGGCCCUUCGGCCGGCCCCUCUGCAUGUUCUGCUUCUAUCUCAAGUACGUCAACAUGUACGCCUCCAUCUACUUCCUGGUGUGCAUCACCGUGCGCCGCUGUAACCUCAUCAUGUGCCCGCUGCAGUACCAGCGCGCCACCAGGCGCGGGGACGCUUGCGUUUGCGUGCUGGUCUGGCUGCUGGUGUGCCUGGGCUGCCUGGCCUUCCCCCUGCUGAGGAGCGACCUCGCCGCCACGGAGCUGCCCGUGUGCUUCUCCGAGCUGCCCAUGAGGAGCGUCAGCAUUCCCACGGCCUUCACCCUCCUGGUGAUGGCGGAGCUCCUGGGCUUCGUCCUCCCCCUCGUCCUGGUUUUAGCCUGCGCCUGCCUGACCGCCGGGAGCCUUCGGCAGGUGACGGCGGGGGCGUAUCCGGACCGGGGGGAGAAGCGGCGGGCGCUGAGGAUGGUGCUGAGCUGCGCGGCCGUGUUCCUGGUCUGCUUCGCCCCGUACCACGUCACCAUGCCGCUGGACUUCCUGGCGAAGGCCAAGCUCCUGAGCUGCGCCUCCAGGGACCUGGUCCUGCGGUGCCACCCGGUCACGCUGUGCCUGGCCAGCCUGAACUGCAGCCUGGACCCGCUCAUGUACUAUUUCACGACGCACGAGUUCUGGAGGCGGCUGAGCAAGCCGGAGGUACCGGAGAGCAUGACCUUCAGCAGGCGCCUGUCCUGCAUGACAGGAGGCGAGGAGGCCGAGGAGGACUAGAACCGAAGCCUCAGCCAUUAAACCAGUGACACAAGGGGCAUGUGAACGUCAAAAUGUGAAAAUCUUCUAUUUAUUUUUUUAAUAAAUGUGUAAAUGUG
Betta splendens (Siamese fighting fish) is the source of this 3574-nucleotide messenger RNA. It is a transcript of the gene gpr174, whose product is annotated as G protein-coupled receptor 174. The record is from RefSeq and is a predicted model, not a curated record. The coding region runs from base 2493 to 3476 and encodes 327 amino acids. The transcript is spliced from 2 exons. NCBI's taxonomy places the organism in Eukaryota, Metazoa, Chordata, Actinopteri, Anabantiformes, Osphronemidae. Gene Ontology annotation, biological process: positive regulation of Rho protein signal transduction; phospholipase C-activating G protein-coupled receptor signaling pathway. Gene Ontology annotation, cellular component: membrane. Gene Ontology annotation, molecular function: G protein-coupled receptor activity.